This is a messenger RNA of Euleptes europaea (tarantolino), 885 nucleotides long. Its product is annotated as chymotrypsin-like elastase family member 1. The transcript has 8 exons. Lineage: Eukaryota; Metazoa; Chordata; Lepidosauria; Squamata; Sphaerodactylidae. The record is from RefSeq and is a predicted model, not a curated record. Gene Ontology annotation, molecular function: serine-type endopeptidase activity. The coding region runs from base 1 to 885 and encodes 294 amino acids. Gene Ontology annotation, biological process: proteolysis.
AUGCUGGGGCUUCUCAUUUUGGCUGCUGUUGUCCUCUGUGGAUGUUGUUCAGAGGAGUUGCUUGAGGACCAUGGAGAAAUUGUUGGAGGCAACGAUGCACGGAAGCAUUCAUGGCCGUCACAGAUUUCCCUCCAGUACUAUUCAGGCGGACGCUGGAUGCAUCAUUGCGGCGGGACACUGGUGAGGCGAAACUGGGUACUGACAGCAUCUCACUGUGUGGACAGUAAAAUGAAUUUUCGUGUGGUUGCUGGUGACCACAACAUUAAUCAACACGAAGGCACAGAGCAGUAUUUACAUGUGGACCGUAUCUUCAGGCACCCAAAUUGGAAUGGCGAUCCUGAGGAAGGCAAUGACAUUGCGCUGCUCCGUCUCUCUCAGAGUGCAGUUCUCAACAACUAUGUGCAGCUUGGAUCUUUGCCCCCAUCUGGACAGAUCCUCCCCAACAACAAUCCCUGUUACCUCACUGGCUGGGGGUAUACCAAAACUAAUGGCCAGCUGGCCUCAGUCCUGCAGCAAGCCUAUCUUCCUGUGGUGAGUCAUGCAACCUGCUCCACUCCGGCCUACUGGGGCCCAUCGCUCAAGGACUCCAUGGUGUGUGCUGGAGGGGAUGGCAAACGUGAUGGAUGCCAGUCAGAUUCUGGGGGACCUCUGAAUUGCCGGGUGAAUGGCAAAUACUAUGUUCAUGGAGUCCUUAGCUAUGGUUCCUUAUCCUGCUCCGACUAUCGGAAACCCUCCGUGUUCGCCCGUGUCUCUGCCUACAUUUGCUGGAUCAAAGAUGUAAGUUUAUUGCAAUAUACAUCAAUGGCGAAGCAAUUAAAGAGGAUAUUAGAAGCGCAUAUGGUCCUGCACUUGCGGUCAACAUCAGCUGCCAUUUUAGGCCAAUAG